Molecule: messenger RNA, 1344 nt
Organism: Balaenoptera acutorostrata (minke whale)
Lineage: Eukaryota; Metazoa; Chordata; Mammalia; Artiodactyla; Balaenopteridae
Gene: FAXDC2
Product: fatty acid hydroxylase domain containing 2
Exons: 8
Coding region: 281-1213 (310 amino acids)
Biological process (GO): sterol biosynthetic process
Molecular function (GO): C-4 methylsterol oxidase activity; iron ion binding
Source: RefSeq, a predicted model, not a curated record
CCAUUGGAAUUAGCUGGGGACCUUUAAAAGACAGGGAGGCCCAGCCCCACCUCCCCUGCCCCCGCAGAGACUCUUAUGUAAUCGGGCUGGGGAGUAACCCAGAUAUUGGGAUUUUUUGAAAGCUCCCAGGUGAUUCCAAUGUACAAAUAAUCUGCAUCUCUGUUCAGCAAGAAGACUGGUCAUGAAAUCCCACAGCUCUUGGAAGGCUCACCUGUCCUUCUCUGGGUGACGAGAUUGCGUGCUAGAUUCUCUGGUUCAGGAGGGACACAUCUGGGGCUCCAUGAGGAGGACGGCUUUCAUCCUGGGCUCCGGCCUUCUCUUGCUUGUGGCCCUCUGGAACUCAGUCACAUGGCAUCUUCAGAGAUUUUGGGGUGCUUCUGGCUACUUCUGGCAAGCCCAGUGGGAGAGGCUGCUGUCUACAUUCGAAGGGAAGGAGUGGCUCCUCUACAUUCUAGGUGCCACCCAGGUGCCCAUUCUGUUCUUCUGGACCUUGAGUGGACUUCUACUGGUGGUUGACACAACUGGAAAGCCUAACUUCAUCUCCCGCUACCGAAUUCAGGUCGGCAAGAAUGACCCUGUGGACCCCAUGAAACUACGCCAGGCUAUCCACACGGUUCUCUUCAACCAGUUGGUGAUCUCUUUCCCCAUGAUGGUCUGGCUCUAUCCCAUCCUCAAGUUGCGGGGAGACCCCUGCCGCCGAGAGCUACCCACCUUCCACUGGUUCCUCCUGGAGCUGGCAGUCUUCACGCUGAUUGAGGAAGUGCUGUUCUACUACGCACACCGCCUCCUUCACCACCCAAAACUCUACAAGAAAAUCCACAAGAAACACCACGAGUGGACAGCUCCCAUUGGUGUGAUCUCUCUCUAUGCACAUCCUAUUGAGCAUGUGGUCUCCAACAUGCUGCCGGCGAUGGUGGGUCCAAUAGUCAUGGGUUCCCACUUGUCCUCCAUCACCAUCUGGUUUUCUUUGGUCCUCAUCAUCACCAUCAUCUCCCACUGUGGCUACCACCUACCCUUCUUGCCUUCACCUGAAUUCCAUGACUACCACCAUUUCAAGUUCAACCAGUGCUAUGGGGUGCUGGGGGUGCUGGACCACCUCCACGGGACUGACACUGUGUUUAAGAAGACCAAGGCCUACGAGAGACACACGAUCCUGCUGGGCUUCACCCCGCUCUCCGAGAGCAUCCCUGAUCCCCCGAAGAAGAUGGACUAAGACACGGCCCGAGUGCCAUCCUAGCCGUGCCCUCUGCAGAGGUCUGCUAAGGUGGCCUGAGGCCUCCUGGUCGUACCUACCAACUUGCUCCUUCAGGCACACACUCUGAUGACAAACCACGAGGGCAGGGG